AGAGAGAGAGAGAGACGUGGAUUGGUAUAUUUAAGCUGUGGAUGAUACCAAAUCGAACGCGAACGCGUUUGGAGCUGGAGAGAGGGAGAUUAAAAUAAUUAGUGAGAUAAUUUGAAGGAGAGGAAGUGCAAUGGCGGACUCCAGCGAAUCCGUCUCCAUUGAUAUGGAGUCCAUACCAUUCGCCGGAAAGGAGCAUAUUAUCAAAACGGGUUAUGGUUCUGUCUCUGUUGCUGUAUUUGGAGACCAGGACAAGCCAGCUCUUAUUACUUAUCCUGAUUUGGCUUUAAACUAUAUGUCCUGUUUCCAAGGGUUGUUCUUUUGUCCAGAAGCAUUUUCUCUCCUUCUCCAUAACUUCUGUAUUUACCACAUCAGUCCUCCAGGUCAUGAGUUAGGAGCUGCUGUAGCUGGCCCUGAUGAACCCUUACUGACUGUUGAUGAAUUGGCUGAUCAGAUUGCUGAAAUCCUCGACUAUUUUGGGCUUGGUUCGGUUAUGUGCCUGGGUGUAACAACUGGAGCUUACAUUCUUACCCUUUUUGCUCUGAAACACUCACGACGUGUCAUGGGUCUUAUUCUUGUUUCCCCUCUGUGCAAAUCACCAUCUUGGACAGAGUGGUUAUGUAACAAGGUGAUGUCCACUUUGCUUUACAUUUGUGGCAUGUGUGGCAUAGUAAAGGAGCUGUUGCUCAUGCGAUACUUCAGCAAGGAAGUCCGUGGUGGUGUUGAUGUACCCGAGUCAGAUAUUGUCCAGUCUUGCAGAAGAUUGUUGGGCGAGAGACAGAGUCCUAACGUGCUGCGCUUCCUUGAAGCUAUUAACGAGAGGCCAGACCUCAGCAAUAGCUUGAGGAAAUUGAAGUGUCGAUCCUUAAUUUUUGUUGGCGAAAACUCUCCUUUCCACGACGAAGCUCUUCACAUGACUUCAAAGCUAGACAGAAGAUUCAGUGCCUUGGUUGAGGUUCAAGCAUGUGGCUCGAUGGUCACAGAAGAGCAACCCGAUGCCAUGCUGAUCCCACUGGAAUACUUUCUCAUGGGCUAUGGCCUCUUUAGACCCUCCCACUUGAGCGUAAGCCCAAGAAGUCCGUUGAGCCCGACCAGCAUUUCACCUGAGCUUUUCUCACCCGAGAGCAUGGGGCUGAAGUUGAAGCCAAUAAAGACAAGAAUCCCGGGACAAGUGUGAAGAGGAUGAAUGCGCAGAAUGGCCAAAAUUUUUGUGUACUACGGAGCUAGAGCAUGCUCGAAAGAAGAACCGUAGCAGGGGAGGAAGCCAUAGGAGGCGCUUUGUAGAUAGAAAGAAUGUCAGCAGAGAGAUAGGUAAAGGGAAAGAAUAUAUGUACACGAGAGAAAGGGGUAAAUUAUUUUCUUUUAAUUUUUUGGUUUUUUCUCCCACUUGUAAGUCUAGAGAAGAAUUUAGUGAGAGCUGUUUCUAUUUCCAAUAAUAAAUUAUAUUUACGCAGGGAAUAUAAAAUAAAAGGAGGGCGUUGUAUUUCA
Messenger RNA from Salvia splendens (bonfire salvia), 1485 nucleotides. RefSeq names its product protein NDL2-like. The transcript is spliced from 11 exons. The coding region runs from base 131 to 1174 and encodes 347 amino acids. NCBI's taxonomy places the organism in Eukaryota, Viridiplantae, Streptophyta, Magnoliopsida, Lamiales, Lamiaceae. The record is from RefSeq and is a predicted model, not a curated record.